Annulohypoxylon truncatum is the source of this 1567-nucleotide messenger RNA. RefSeq names its product isocitrate dehydrogenase subunit 1. Lineage: Eukaryota; Fungi; Ascomycota; Sordariomycetes; Xylariales; Hypoxylaceae. Gene Ontology annotation, biological process: isocitrate metabolic process; tricarboxylic acid cycle. The record is from RefSeq and is a predicted model, not a curated record. The transcript is spliced from 3 exons. Bases 186 to 1340 code for a protein of 384 amino acids. Gene Ontology annotation, molecular function: NAD binding; isocitrate dehydrogenase (NAD+) activity; magnesium ion binding. Gene Ontology annotation, cellular component: mitochondrion.
CCGAUCGGAAUGCCACGGCUUGCUAUCCAAUCCUCCACCAACCAUCCUAGGAACGAUAUCCACCAAAGCCUUUUUGUGUUUGCGCCAUUUGCAAGUCUUUGCAUCGUUGAAUUUCCACUCCUAAGAGCAACUUCCGACGCAUCAUUCCCCCUUUUAGGACCCUAUACAUCUGACCGAACACCACGAUGCUGUCGCGAAACUCUACCAGAGCCGCUCAGCGCCUGGCGCGGACCGCUGCCCGCCAACAAUCCCACAUUCAAAAUGCUAGCCGAUCCUUUGCGACAGUUCAGUCAGACAUUUUCAAGCCUACGAAGUAUGGUGGCAAGUACACUGUUACCCUCAUUCCCGGUGAUGGUAUCGGUGCCGAGGUAGCGGAGAGCGUCAAGACUGUUUUCAAGGCCGAUAGCGUGCCCAUCGAUUGGGAGCAAGUCGACGUCUCGGGUGUGGAAAGUGGUUCGCCCGGCAGCCUCGAGGACAUGUUCCGGGAGUCGGUUGCGUCUCUGAAGAGGAACAAACUCGCAUUGAAGGGUAUCCUGCACACGCCCAUCAGUAGAUCGGGACACCAGAGCUUCAACGUCGCCAUGCGACAAGAACUCGACAUCUACGCCUCCAUCUCCCUCAUCAAGAACAUCCCCGGCUACAACACCCGCCACAAGGACGUCGACCUAUGCAUCAUCCGAGAGAACACCGAAGGAGAGUACAGCGGUCUCGAGCACCAGAGCGUACCGGGCGUCGUCGAGUCCCUCAAGAUCAUCACCCGCGCCAAGUCGGAGCGCAUCGCCAAGUUUGCCUUCUCCUUCGCGCUGGCCAACAACCGCAAGAAGGUCACCUGUAUCCACAAGGCCAACAUCAUGAAGCUGGCCGACGGUCUCUUCCGAAGCACCUUCCAGAAGACCGCCGCCGAGUACCCCACGCUCGAGACCAACGACAUGAUCGUCGACAACGCUAGCAUGCAGUGCGUCUCGAGACCUCAGCAAUUCGACGUCAUGGUCAUGCCCAACCUGUACGGUGGUAUCCUAUCCAACAUCGGCGCUGCUCUCGUCGGUGGUCCCGGUAUCGUUCCUGGCUGCAACAUGGGUCGCGAUGUUGCCGUCUUCGAGCCCGGUUGCCGACACGUCGGUCUUGACAUCAAGGGCAAGGACCAAGCCAACCCUACUGCUCUUCUCCUUUCCGGAUCCAUGCUGCUCCGUCAUCUCGGCCUAGACGAGCAUGCUAACCGCAUCUCCAAGGCCGUUUAUGGCGUGAUCUCCGAAGGCAAGUACCGCACCCGCGAUAUGGGCGGCGACUCCACCACGCACGAAUUCACCCGAGCCAUCCUCGACAAGAUGGAGACCUUGUAAUCAGACCCUCUCGCCCGCAACCUUUUAUUAAACCCGACCCCGAGACCACGGCCCGCUUCCUACGUGUUACUCUGAUAGAUACCUAGAGGGAAUGGAGGAAAGAUAGCAUGACUACAUGGAGUCACGGAAGGCGAAGUUAGGAGGGGGUUCCUAGACGUGUGUACUGUACGUAGAAUGGGAUACUUUGUAUGCUUGCAUCGCGUAAAUUUCAUCAAAUUUUCUAAAAG